GGUCGAAUUAGUAUGAGGUCGUUAACGGGACAAGGGCUGACGGAGUAAACAGCUGGAGGGGGGUGCGGUUACAGUAGUUACAUAGUUACAAACAGAGUUGUUGUCAAAACACCGCAAGAUCCCAAUAUGAUUAAUAUGUGAUCAGAACCAGUCAUUUAGAGAUAGAAGCUGAACCAGAUGAACGUGGCCAUGGAAGAGGAGAACCAAAACGCGAACAGCAGCAGCUCCUCCUCCACCCCUGAUGUUUUACCUCCAGAAAACCACGAGGAUGCCCCGACCCACCACAGCCCUCGCCCCGGCACUGUCAUCCCCAAUCGGAUUUUUGUUGGGGGAAUUGAUUACAAGGUUAAUGAGAGCGACCUGCGACGUGUCUUCUCUCAACACGGUGCAGUGAAAGAGGUAAAGAUUGUGAUUGAUCGUUCAGGAAUGUCAAAGGGAUAUGGGUUUGUUACAUUUGAGACCCAGGAUGAUGCACUGAAAAUUCUUCAUGAUGGGAAUGGAAUCUGUUUCAAAGACAAGAAGCUCAGCAUUGGUCAGGCUGUCCGCAAGCAGCAGGCUUCGGGACAAACUAAGAGUGCCCAUGUGACUAGCCCUGACUCUGCCAUGGCUGUGCCGAUGUCCUGUGGGACCCCGUACCAGACCACGUCCACAGGCAACUGGUGCAACUACGGAGUGGCCUAUUUCCACUGCCCCCCUGUGAACCACCCCCUGCACCAUUGGCCUCGGCCCGCUCCUCCAGCGAUGCUUCCUCAGUCCCAUCAGCCUGUGUACCGGCAGCCAGCCUAUCACCACUACCAGUGUGUCCCAAACCAGUAUCAGUGGAAUAUCGUCCAGCCUCCGAUGCCCUCCAGUCCUUUCAUGUACUCCCAGCUGUCCGAGUAUCUGUACCAGCCCGCUGAUGUCCAGCCUCCUCUGCCCGUCACAGAGGACACGACUCAAGAGUUUAUAGAGCCCACAAUGCAGCAGCUUUACCCACUGCAUCCUCAGAGAACCGAAGGAAUGACACCCGUUGUUCUGCAACAUGGUCAUGGAAAGAAUCAAAUGUUUCCAUGCUCGCAUGUCCGUCUGAAGCCAAAGUAUCGCCAGCGCGUCAACUGGAAGGACCAACACUACCCGCCAGAAGCAGCAGAGCCGGCAGACGACUCAAUGUCUCACCCGUCCCGACCUCUCAUGUAGACUAAAGCCACAGGAGGCUACUCAAGGGAUCUGCAUUACGGCCUCCUUGUCAGUUUGAUUUUCUCCAUCGAUUUAACACACACAUAAUCUAUUAACUGUUUUAACCUUACAACAGUGUUUUUCAUGACACAUUUUGUCUGUUGUACUUGUUCCCGCCCAACUUUCACCUGGCAGGACUCACUCAGCUUGCAGCAUUCAGAUCCGUUCCUGUUUUGAUGCCUGUGUUAUUCACAAUGGUUUUACUUAAUUUCUUAGUUGAUACACAAGCUUUAUGGUGAGUUUUUCAGCAAAUCAAAUAUUUACUGUAUUGUUGGUGAGCAUAACUUGGUAACAGGUAAACAAUACAUCUUUGAGUUUCAUGGAUUCAGAUUUACGUGUUUAUAUUAUUGGAGCACACAUGUCUUAAAUUAAUAAGAUUCAAUACAAAUGAGCUGUGACGCGUUCGUUAGUCUCGUUAUGAUUUGGGGAUCUUCUUGCUUUUCUCAGACGAACAACAGAUAAGUUAGAAAAAAAAUGAAAUUUAAAUUUUGUCACCAAAAUGCCAAUGCCAGUGUUGUUUGUGUUUGUUAUGAUCAGUUAUGGUUAUGUUGUGGAGUUCGAACAAGGUACAAGGCACAAUUUUUGCACAUUUUUACUUGUCUUUGCAAAACUACUCAAUUCUAUUUGUUUAAUUACACAAAUUCAUAUUUUUACAUUUUUAAUAAUUUGUGCUAAACAUUUGGGCAAAAAAAACCCCCUAGAAGUCUUGAAAUUAAUUUUUGCGCUUUUAUGUUGCUGCUAUGGUCUAAUUGCAGUUUUAACUUUUUGUAUUUUGUCUUAUGGCAGGCGAGGCGAUUCUGCUAUUGAGAUUAAAUGGCAAAUUGUACAACAAAAAAAAGAUUCUAAUCCAAACUGCUUUUUAUUAUUUGUUUAGGUGUUGUUAAAGAGAAAUGUGCAGUAGUUGUUUAACUCUUAACUAUAAUACUGCAUAAGAAAUGUUUUGUUUUAACAUCUAAUACAGUGUCCUUCCAGUUUUUGAAAAGUUCUUGGAAAUAAAUGUUUCCUUUGA
Messenger RNA from Scatophagus argus, 2224 nucleotides. RefSeq names its product protein boule-like. NCBI's taxonomy places the organism in Eukaryota, Metazoa, Chordata, Actinopteri, Scatophagidae. The record is from RefSeq and is a predicted model, not a curated record. The transcript is spliced from 11 exons. The coding region runs from base 178 to 1176 and encodes 332 amino acids. Gene Ontology annotation, molecular function: RNA binding.